Messenger RNA from Nematolebias whitei (Rio pearlfish), 753 nucleotides. RefSeq names its product colony stimulating factor 1b (macrophage) (gene csf1b). Bases 1 to 753 code for a protein of 250 amino acids. Gene Ontology annotation, molecular function: cytokine activity; growth factor activity. The record is from RefSeq and is a predicted model, not a curated record. The transcript is spliced from 7 exons. NCBI's taxonomy places the organism in Eukaryota, Metazoa, Chordata, Actinopteri, Cyprinodontiformes, Rivulidae. Gene Ontology annotation, cellular component: membrane.
AUGACCAUCCCUGUGUCAACCCUGAGUCAGAGCAAAGCUAAGGUAAAGUGUCUGUGUGUGCUAAUGUUCCUGAGCUUCCCUCUCACAAUGACUGAGAUCCCUGGUCCAUGCAGACACUCGAUUACUAGAGAGCACCUGCUGACUGUGAGGCAGCUGAUGGACAACCAGUUGAGAAGUGGCUGUUCGAUAACCUACACAUUCAUAGAACGGAGAACGCUGAGCAAAUGCUGCUUUGUGAAAGCUGCCUUGCCGUGGAUACUGGAGCUGCUCACCACCCACUUCAAGUACAACCGGGGUUCAGUAAAUGAUGGCUAUGUUCAGACCCUGAGAGCGCUCAUCCUUAACAUUUAUUCUCAGAGGUGUGUGCCUGAGAUUAAUGAAGAACUCGAGGAUAAGCCCGAGAGUUUUGAAAUGGUCCACCGUGGGUCUCCUUUAGACGCCCUGCGGAAAGCGUCAGAGGUGCUGUCUGUUUACUGGGAGCUGGUGACGACCAGUGACUCACCAGUCGACUGGAGAUGCCAGUAUGAAUACUCAGACACCUUCAGUUCCACCACAGAAGAGCUUCCUGCUGAGUCCACUGCAGAGUAUUUUACAGACAGUUAUGGAAGGAACUCAGCAAAGACUUCGCAGAGAAGACCGAGCAAAGAUUUGUUCAAACUUGGUUUCAUCAUUACAUCCAUCUGCGGAGGACUGCUAAUUAUAUUUACUCUCUACUGUCUCAUCAUACACAAGUUACCAGCUCCACACAACUAA